Molecule: messenger RNA, 2809 nt
Organism: Monodelphis domestica (gray short-tailed opossum)
Lineage: Eukaryota; Metazoa; Chordata; Mammalia; Didelphimorphia; Didelphidae
Source: RefSeq, a predicted model, not a curated record
GCUCUGGUGUCGUUUAGAUAAAAUGAAAAUCAAGGUCAAAGAAGAAACAGAAGAUAAAUCUGAAGGACGUGUAAUUGAAAAAAGAAAAAAGAAAUGAGUUUAAAAAAAAAAAAAAAGAUUAACCAGAAGGUUCUUAGUAGCCUGAGGAGUCAGAAUUUUGUAAAAGGGGUUACCAUCUUGGCAGACACUGAUUGAGACAGCCCCAUUAUAAGGAAAAUCUGCUAGUGGCUUACAUUGGGAAAAGGAAGUUUACUCUACCCACCUGGAAUUCUUCCCUCAAGUCCAGAGUUCUAGAAAGCAUAAGAAAAUAUAAGAGGGAGAAGGAACCAGUCUCCUAUACAUUAAGAGAAAAUAAGGUCAAUUAUUUCCUAUCUCCAUUGCACCCAUGAGAAGUAGAGGCUUUUACUCCUCAAUUCUGUAAUUUGGAAACCAAACCACAGAGGAAAGAAGUGACUUGUCUAUCUAUAUCCAGGGAGCCAGAGCCAAAAAUUGGAGCCAGUUCUCCCAACUCCUACCCUACCCUCUUGCUCCUCUGCAUCCCAACUGCAGAGUUCAACGUUGAACUCACACACACAAGGAAAUUGGACAUUUGCUGGCGAUUUCUGGGGAUCAUAUUUUUAGGAACAGAAAGGGAGAGAGAAAUCCAGGCCUGCUACUCUGGAAAAACUGGCAGACCUCAUGAUAAUUUAGCCUGCUUAGUGAAGGUCAUCAUCAAGGAUCACGAAAAAAAAAGUUUCUGAUCAAUUUCUUGGUCUCUUUGAAUAUAGGCCUCAAAGCUGGCUGAGUAGCUGGCUACCUACGUGGUGUCCUACUUCAAUGUCUCAGCUGAAGAAUGUGGAGUCCAGGAUUCUACAGUGUCUCCAGAAUAAGUUCUUGGCCCGCUAUGUGUCCCUCCCGAAUCAUAACAAGAUCUGGACCGUUACAGUGAGCCCAGAGUUGGAGGACCGCACGCCCUUGGUGAUGGUGCAUGGCUUUGGGGGUGGUGUGGGUCUCUGGAUCCUAAACAUGGACUCACUGAGUACUCGGCGCACGGUGCACACCUUCGACUUGCUGGGCUUUGGGAGAAGCUCAAGGCCAAUCUUUCCCCGGGAUGCCCAAGGUGCCGAGGAUGAGUUUGUGGCCUCUAUCGAGACCUGGAGGGAGACUAUGGGUAUCCACAAAAUGAUCCUCCUGGGGCACAGCUUAGGAGGAUUCCUCGCAACAUCUUACUCUAUCAAGUAUCCUGAAAGAGUCAGACACCUCAUCUUGGUGGAUCCAUGGGGUUUCCCUCUUCGACCGACUGACCCCAGUGAAAUCCGGACACCCCCAACUUGGGUGAAGGCUGUUGCCUCUGUCCUGGGUCGUUCCAAUCCUUUAGCUGUCUUAAGGGUGGCUGGACCCUGGGGGCCUGGCCUGGUGCAGCGAUUCCGUCCAGACUUUAAGCAAAAAUUUGCUGAUUUCUUUGAUGAUGACACAAUAUCAGAGUAUAUCUACCACUGUAACGCCCAGCAUCCCAGUGGUGAAACAGCAUUCAAAGCUAUGAUGGAGUCCUUCGGUUGGGCCCGGCGCCCCAUGCUGGAGCGAAUCCACCUAAUUCGGAAAGACGUGCCUAUUACCAUGAUCUAUGGAGCCAAUACCUGGAUAGAUACUAGCACUGGAGAGAAAGUAAAACUUAGAAGGCCAGGCUCCUAUGUCCGAGAUGUGGCUAUUGAGGGUGCCUCACACCACGUCUACGCGGACCAACCACACAUCUUCAAUUCUGUGGUGGAAGAGAUCUGUGAGUCAAUCGACUGAGCUUGCCACCCUUGGAGGAAGGAGAAAAGAGCACCAAGAUUCAGCCCUCAUCUCCCUCUCUCCUUACCGUCGCCUAGGCAGAGUCACAUAUUCUUCUUAGCGGUGGGGCAGGACAAUGAUGAACAGCCCCUCCUGUCCACAUCCUGGAGAUGAGGGGCAGCAGCGGCCUUGAGUUCCCAUCCCAUUCUCAUGCCAAAGUGUUAGCAAUGAGUUGGUUUUUAAGUGUUAUAUAAACUCAGAGAUGUCUUCAUGUACUCUGCUCUCUCUAUACAUCAUGUGUCAAGGGUGGGGGGAGAAACUGGCAAGAUUGGGAAUUUCCCACGACUAUUGCUAUUUCCCCACAGAGGCCUGACAGAAUCCUUAUUCCCUUGGGAAUAUCCUGGAGGAAAUGAAGGCCUAAAUGACUUCUGUUGGUGGCAAAGCUGGGACUAGGCCCAGGCCCUCUGAGACUUCAUGCCACCCUACAGAUCUCCAGAUUUUGUAUUCUUGGAGAAUUAAGCCACUCCAGCUGCCAUAUAAACUCAAGCUUCGGCUGAUAAUAAACCAUAGAUUAAGCCCAGUGUUGUGCUGCCCCCUCCUGACUAUUCACUGGGAGGCCUUAGAGUCUCCCUUCGUGCCUUGGGCAUUGAAGCCCCCUCAUGGAUAAAAGGUGAUCCCUGGUGGAGAUGAGGGCAAAGAUUUCAACUCUUCUCCCAUGGCUCAACUCCCCUGGUAUUAAGAGAAUCUUGUCACCAGCUAUCAGCCCCAACCCAAACCCCUGGAGCCACUGGGGCGCCCAUGCCAACCUGUCAUCAGCACAGAGACUGAUCUAUCGACUUCCCGUGUCCAUGGGGCAUUGCUGUAAGUCCUCUCCUGAGUGGUAGGCCAUGUGGCUGAGACUAGCCACCUAAUCCACAGUAUUUCCCAUCUAUCCAAUCACACACAUCCUUUUUUUUUUUAACCAGGUAUUUCAGUAAUAUUAGUACCCAGUGCUUUAUACUAGCCCACUUACCUUGGGGUCCUUUUCUAUAUUAAUAAAGAAAUGAAAAUGCUUCCA